AUGGCGGCCGCGCACGUGGAACCGUCUGGCGAUCUGACUGGAAAUGUUGAUUUUAGCUCUGACGACAGUGAUGUAGAUGAUAAUGAUAUAGAGACAGGUUCACCUAUUCAGGAUGGUGAUGAAGAGAAUGUUGGAGAUAGUGCAUCAGGAAACAGUGAACUUUCAGACAAUGAUGAGGUAUCAGGGGAUGAUGAAGCCUCCGGAGACGAGCUUCCAGGGACAUCUCACAAAGCUGGUUUGGCUAAUGCCAUGGCAAAAAUUUUAGGAAAACAAUUACCAAAGCACACCCAAGUUAUCCUUGCUAAAGGAAAGACAGAUAAAGAAAUUACUCGUAAAAGACAGGAAAAAGAAUCUGAAGAUGGCAGGGAAGAUAAGAAACCAAAGCUUGAUGAUGAAUCAACUGAAAGCUUAGCAAGUUUGGAAAAGAAACGUCUUUGGGAAGCAAUGGGCAGAACAAAACCAGACCCCUUGGAACGGGAAAAGGAAAGAGCACUGCAGAGAAUUGCUCAAAGGGGAGUUGUUCAACUGUUUAAUGCUGUACGUCAACAACAGAAGAUAUUGGAGGAGAAAAGUGCUGGGCUGACAGAAGCAAAAAAGGCAAAAGUUGUUGGAAAUAUGACAAAGGGAAAGUUUCUUGAUAUACUGAAGGGAACAGAUAGCAAUGCCAACACACAGCCAGACACGGAGCAUGCCACAGUCAAGAUUAAAGAGGAACCAGGGGAAAAGUGGAGUAUACUGCGCGAGGACUUUAUGAUGGGGGCCAAAAUGAAGGACUGGGACAAACAAAGUAGUGAUCAAGAUUCCAACAAUAGUGAACUGACAGAUGAUUCAGACGAUGGAUAGUUCUGCCUGUGA
Molecule: messenger RNA, 855 nt
Organism: Ylistrum balloti
Lineage: Eukaryota; Metazoa; Mollusca; Bivalvia; Pectinida; Pectinidae
Product: RRP15-like protein
Exons: 5
Coding region: 1-843 (280 amino acids)
Biological process (GO): maturation of LSU-rRNA; maturation of 5.8S rRNA
Cellular component (GO): preribosome, large subunit precursor
Source: RefSeq, a predicted model, not a curated record